AUGCUGUCGACACUCGUACGGUAUGCUGAUCCCCAUCCAUUCGAGAAGCUUGACACCGGAGAAGGACUCAUAGGGGUGUGUGUGCGGGGGGGGGGGGGGUUUGUGGAGUGGCACUGUGUAACAGUGUGGACAAUGUUUUCAGACAAGUGGGUGGUUGUGUUGGACAUGAGACGCCUUCUUGGGACUGUACCAUUCGCUCCUUCUCCAUGCAGCAGCCAGCUAAUCCCAGAACGUCAGUCUAUGUCGCGCCCUGCCAACUCAUCCUUCCGUCCUCUCCCGUUUCCCGUCAUCCUGGCAUUGUUCACGUCCCCCAAGACAAUGCUACAGGCAUCCGUUACAACCGUCGCUGACGGGACUUAUCCGUUAAUCAUUACUAUAUACGAUACCAAGGGCGUGUAUGUGUAG
This is a messenger RNA of Bipolaris victoriae FI3, 405 nucleotides long. RefSeq lists its product as hypothetical. Bases 1 to 405 code for a protein of 134 amino acids. The transcript has a single exon. NCBI's taxonomy places the organism in Eukaryota, Fungi, Ascomycota, Dothideomycetes, Pleosporales, Pleosporaceae. The record is from RefSeq and is a predicted model, not a curated record.